AUGGACGCGGAGCUCGAGGCCAACAUCCAGCAGGCGCUGCCCAGCGCGUUGAAGAUGGCGCUGUACGCGGCCAAGAAGCAGCACCUGGAGAUGCUCAAGUUCACGAUCGAAGGUCUGGACUCUCUGUGCAACAACGCGGCGUUCCUAAAGGACCUGGAGGACCAGGAGCACCUGCAGCAGUUGGACGAGACCGCCAAGGAGUUCGCCGUGCUGGAGACGCAGCUGCGGCGUUACAAGGCGCAGCUCGAGAAGAUGGAACCCCUCGUGGAGAGCGGCUGCUUGGACCAGAGCAACAUUGACAAGCUGCUCAAGGACGCGCUGGUCGAGCCCAGGGUCAACGCCAGCAAGCACGAUUUCUACAAGAAGUUCUGCGACCGUGCCGGGAUUGAAUUUGCAGUCGAUGGGGACGAGGACGUGUUCAUCCAGGAGAGCGAGAGCACGAAGAGCACGAUCUGCCCGGUCACGCAGAUGGAGAUGGAGGACCCGCUGCGGAAUCCUACCUGCGGCCACACGUACUCGAAAAAAGGAAUCCAAGCGCAUUUGCAGCGAAGCAAGAAGUGUCCUGUUGCAGGUUGCCCGCAACAAUUGUCGUUUGACAAGUUGGAGCGCGACGUCGAAAUGGAGGUCAUCAUUGAUCGCAGUCGCCACAACUCGGAGCAGCAACGGUCUCAGGCCGCUGCUGCAAGAGAUCAGGACGACGAAGAAGAGGAGGAAUAUGUUGUCGAGUAGUUUUACCGCUGGGUGAAGUGCAAGUGGAAUCCAGUUUGCAGCUCGGUGGGCAAGUCUACGAAAAAAGGUGAGAAUACGGUCAUUAUUCUGUAAAAGGUUGGUCCAAGCUGAGAACUUGCUCAACAAUGGACUUGAGUUUCAUUCCCU
This is a messenger RNA of Phytophthora sojae, 876 nucleotides long. RefSeq lists its product as hypothetical. The record is from RefSeq and is a predicted model, not a curated record. Gene Ontology annotation, biological process: double-strand break repair via homologous recombination; protein sumoylation. Gene Ontology annotation, molecular function: SUMO ligase activity; zinc ion binding. The transcript has 5 exons. Gene Ontology annotation, cellular component: Smc5-Smc6 complex; nucleus. The coding region runs from base 1 to 729 and encodes 242 amino acids. NCBI's taxonomy places the organism in Eukaryota, Oomycota, Peronosporomycetes, Peronosporales, Peronosporaceae.